Sparassis crispa is the source of this 1191-nucleotide messenger RNA. RefSeq lists its product as hypothetical. Lineage: Eukaryota; Fungi; Basidiomycota; Agaricomycetes; Polyporales; Sparassidaceae. The coding region runs from base 1 to 1191 and encodes 396 amino acids. The transcript has a single exon. The record is from RefSeq and is a predicted model, not a curated record.
AUGCGCACUCAGGUCCCGCCCAACAGCGAAUCCAUUAUCACGUUCGCAACAGAUUUUCAGAGGAUCAUUAACCUGGAGAUAUCAAAGGGACGAUACAUCGGACCACUCACACGCGAAGAUGUUGAGGCCUUUUUGGGUCCAUUUCAGUCAUCACCACUUGCCAUCAUCCCAAAACCUGGCAGACCAGGUCGUUUUCGUUUGGUACAGAACUUCUCGUUCCCACACGCUAUAUCCUAUCAAUACCCGAAUGCAUCUGUCAACUCAGCAGUUGACUCGGAUGACUUUCCAUGCACAUGGGGAACGUUCAACAUUGUUGCACUCCUCAUCUGUCGCCUUCCUCCGGGUUCACAGGGUGCAACGCGGGAUGUUGCAGAAGCAUACCGUACUGUUCCAAUCCAUUACACGCAGUGGCCAGGGGCAGUGGUGCGAGUUAGCCAGAGCCGCUACUGCAUUGAUACAGCAGUAUGUUUUGGUGAAUCGCCAUCAGUGGGGACAUAUGGGUAUGUGGCCGAUGCAGGUGCAGAUUUAUUCAGAUCCUAUGGAAUCGGGCCACUUUCAAAAUGGGUGGAUGACCAUUUCUUCUUCCAUAUUCUCAGAGUACAUCUGCAUCGGUACAACCACAGUCGAAAACUCUGGCAUGAUGACAUCACCACAUGUGGUCAGCAUCAUAAUGGCGGACACAUAUGGUAUGGUGGACAAACCUUCGAUGACAGUACCCUCGAGGAGUUCGACGAUGACUGUCAGUUUCCCAUCAAAGACUUGUCUGCUCUCUCUCCUCGCUCGGAAGCCGACAAGGCCUAUACAUACUGUUUCGCAGAUAUCGACAGGCUCUCUGAGAACCUGGGUUUCCCGUGGGAAUGCAGCAAAGAUACAUUGUUCGCGUCAGUGUCGGUCUACAUUGGAUUGUCGUGGGAUCUGCAGGAGCUCACGGUUGGACUGGGGAGCAAAAAAAGGCAGAAAUAUCUCAGUGCAAUCCAAGAAUGGCAGUGCCGGGUGACGCACAAUCUCAAAAAUGUGCAGAAGCUCUACGGCAAGCUCCUCCACACCUGCCUGGUCAUACCGAGAGGCCGAGCAUACCUCACCGGACUGGAGGCCAUGCUUGGACUCUGCCGUGAUCGUGUUUUCAUGCAGUAUUCCCCCGUCAAAGAGAUCACUGAAGACCUCAUCUGGUGGCACCAAAUCCUCUGCUGA